Molecule: messenger RNA, 976 nt
Organism: Polychytrium aggregatum
Lineage: Eukaryota; Fungi; Chytridiomycota; Chytridiomycetes; Polychytriales
Product: Tim17/Tim22/Tim23/Pmp24 family-domain-containing protein
Exons: 4
Coding region: 104-802 (232 amino acids)
Biological process (GO): protein import into mitochondrial matrix
Cellular component (GO): TIM23 mitochondrial import inner membrane translocase complex; mitochondrial inner membrane
Molecular function (GO): transmembrane protein transporter activity
Source: RefSeq, a predicted model, not a curated record
UGCGCAUUGGAUCGUCGAUUUCCUCCAGACUCAAUCUCGGUCGCCCAGCACAAUAUCCAUCUAGCCCGAUCCUCCCCGCCACCUGCCGCUCGCAUUCACAGCCAUGUCUUGGUUCGGAUUCGGAAAGACCACGAAGCAGCAGCCCGAAGAGCCCGUCCAGCAGGCUCCUGCCUCCGCACCGGCACCUUUGUUCGCCGAGAUGCAGCCCGAAACCAUCCAGUCGAUGCUGUCCACGCCGCAGGGUGUCCUGGAUCAGUCCAAGGUCCUCCCUCCUGCCCCCCAGGACGAGAUCGAGUAUCUCUUUAUCCAGGACAACCCGAUGAUUCCCAGCACUGACAAGCCCACCGGCACCUUUGGUCCGCUGCCCAUGCGAACCUGGUCCGACAAAGUCUGUUAUGGAACCGGCUCAGCUUAUCUGCUUGGACUCUCUUCCGGCUCGGUGUACGGUGCCUUCCGAGGUUUGAAGACCGCACAGGGCCGAUCCUUCAACAUCCGCUUCAACAACGUCAUCAACACCGUCACCCGCUACGGCCCGAGAUACGGCAAUGCCAUGGGCGUCUUGACUCUGUCUUGGUCUCUGAUGGAUACCUGGUUCGGAUCCAUCCGUGGCCAAUCCGACUACUACAACCACAUCCCCGCUGCCUUCAUCACGGGCUUCAUUUUCAAGUCAACAGCCGGCCUUCGACCUGCUGCCAUCAUGGGAUCGUUAUUGGCUUCGGUGGUCGCCGGCUACGGCGCCCUCACCACUCUGCAAGGAAGCCAUCUCUAUCUCCCCCAGUACAACCCCACUGCUACCGCCUAAGCUUUAUAAUGCACCACUACCACCCGCCAUCGCCACCACGACCGCUACAAUCAACAUGUCUUGCUCUCGCAACGGAUCCGCGGAUCCACUUGUACCAUUACCGCUGUGUUCGCUCCUUGCUACGACGCUCUAUUACACCCUCGGAGCUGUACUGCAAUACAGGAUUCUCUGCAC